UAAUUUUAGUUAAAGUAUAUAAUGAUGAUUGAUGAUUACAAAUUGUAAAUUGUUGUAUGAGCGUUUGAGCUAAAGAGUAAAUCUAGAAAAUAAGAUCUAAUAAGAAGAAUCAAAGAGGCAAAAAAUGAACACCAGAUUUCAUGAAGUAAAAUAUUAACCAAAUUUGGGGUUUGUUUUGUAAAAAGAUCAAAAACUCGGGUUAAAAUGUACUCCUACUAUUCCGCCCCCCUUUUAUUUCGUCAUCUUCUUUCUCCCGAGUUCAGAGCUCCGGCGUCCAGCUAGUUUAUUAAACCCUAGCUUUACCACACUUUGUACUACCAAAAACCUCCAUCCAUGACGAAGAAGAGAGCCCAAAUCGUUUCGUCCGAUGAUGAUGAAGAAGAAGAAGAAGAAGAAGAAGAAGAAGUCGAAGAAGAAACCUCGGACGAAGCAGAACAGUCAGAGCAAUCCGAAUCCGAAUCCGAAGGCGAAGAUUCUUCAUCUGAGGAACACGAAAACAGCGGCGAAGCCUCGAAGAAGGAGGCUCUAAAGAAGCUCCUGGAACCCUUCGGAAAAGAGCAAAUCAUCGACAUCCUGAAAGACGCCGCCGCGAAGAACCCGUCCAUCCGCUCCCGGAUCCUCCGGAAAGCCGAGUCCGACCCGACCCACCGGAAGAUCUUCGUCCACGGCCUCGGCUGGGACACCACGGAAGAACAGCUCCUCCAAGUCUUCAAGCCCUUUGGAGAAAUCGAAGAGCACAAACUGAUCACCGACAAGGUCACCGGCAAGGCCAAAGGCUACGCUUUUGUGCUCUUCAAAACCCUUUCCGCCGCCCAGAAAGCCCUGAAAGUUCCCCAGAAGGUCAUCGGAAAUCGCACCACUUCUUGCCAGCUGGCUUCACUGGGCCCUGCCGGAAACAAUGUAGCCGGUUCCGGUUCCGGUUCCGGCGAUGUUGAUGCCGGACAGAGGAAGAUUUUCGUGAAGAAUGUUGCUCCCACUGUGAAUGUGGAUAGGCUCCGUGCUUUCUUCGGGAAUUUCGGAGAGAUUGAGAAUGGUCCGUUGGGAUUGGAUCCUGUGACUAAUAAGCCAAGAGGGUAUGCCAUUUUCACGUAUAAAUCAGUUGAUGGAUUGAAAAAGGCUCUGGAGGAGCCGGUUAAGGUGUUUGAAGGCUGCCAGUUGAAUUGCAAGAAAUUUGUAGAAAGUCAUCAGAAUGCCAAUGUAAAUAAGGUUACUAGUAAUAAUACCAAUGCUGGUAAUGUUAAUUAUGGUCAAGGAUUGAACAUGGGGGAUGGUUUCGGUUCGGCUAUGACGGCCGGAGGGAUGCUAAUGCAGCAGAAUCCAGGUUUUGGGUUGGUAGCUAAUCCAAUGUGGGCGGCAGCAGCGUUGAAUCCGGCGGGAUUUGGUGCUGCAAUGCCCGGAGUUGGUGCCAAUUAUGGAACUCAGGCGGCACUACUGCAAGGAUAUGGGGUUUCAAUGGAACAGUCACCGGUUGGAGGAGGUGCUGGAGGGUCUGGAUCAGCCAGGAAUCAAACUGCUCUUGGUUUUCCCGGGAUGAAUUUCCCUUCCUACUAUAGCAAUUAGGUGAGAUGUAGGAGUUUCAUUUCAGCAAUGGCUGAUGUACAUUGUAUCAUCAUAUUGAUACCUUAAUAUAUCAUUAGAUCAUUGGAUGUCUUAAGUUAUAGGCGGUAAUUGUUGAAUCUUGUCCUUACUGUGCCAAAGUUUUUAUCUUUCUUUCUGUUCAUCUUCAGAAAACAUUAGAAAUUGUUAAGGACUUCUUCUUGAUCAUCUAUCUGAUCUUUGGAAUCAAAGUUUUGUUGUUUGGUUGUUCCUAGAACUAGAAGAAGUACUGUCUACAUGAGUUGCUGCUUGUCUGCAAACAUGAGAAAUAUGAUCUCCAACUUCAAUUUGGACCAUUGUAGAAAUGCAUUUGAGAGAUUGACUAAAAACUAGAAAGUAAACUGGACCAUUGUAGAAAUGCAUUUGAGAGAUUGACUAUAAACUAGGAAGUAAUCAUAAUAGUAGCAGACAAAAUCAUACUCUGAAAAAAAUAAGGAAGCCUCUGAUUUUAUUUACAAUAUUGAAGUGAUAGACAUCAGAGACUUCGGAGUUAAUGUGUUAGAAGUAUGAAUCCACCCAGCCAUAGCCAUCAGAUCAGUUGCAAAAAUAAUAAACUCUAACUCUUCUGACUGGUGGUUGACAGAUGAUGAAAAACGCCAUUGCCAACACCAGUGCCACCACCAAACCUAGCAGUGGAAAAUCAUCAUCUUCUUUGCAGCAUAUCUUUCCCAUCGUCUUUCUUUUUUCUUGCCUAAACCUCCACCAAAUUGUUCUUCUUCAUCUACCAACAGAAUCCUGCGAAACUAUCUGUCAACUAACAGAAAAUGGAAGAUUUAGAGCCCCUUUUCAAUCAAUAAUAAUAACACACUUCAAGAGAGAUAUAGGAGUACUUACUCGCUUCAGAGUUUCCGGGCAAGAAAGAUACUAAGGAAAGUUCCUUUCUUGCUGCUCUUCUACUUUCCAGCUUCAAUUAAUUCAAGUGCAGGAAGUUGAACUGAUCCUGGGAUGUUCUUAUAAUCAAAGAGAGUAACAGAUAAGAAUCAAGUACAAGAAUUCUAUUAAUUCAAGUCUAACUGGCUUCUCUGAGAUGGUUCAAGGAAAGAGACGGACCAUAAAAAUGGUUGUUUUCUGACUAGUAAAACUAAAAUAUUGAUUUUCAAGCCAAUGGUGGAUGAUGGUACCAAACAAACAAUCGUAAUGUUGUGCAGCUCAUAUAAAAUUAAUUGAAGAAAAAGUAAGAAUAAAUGAGAAAAGCAACCGUGUGAAGAAGAAGAAUGGUCUAAAACUCUUAAAUCCCCUCCUGGAUGGUCGUCUUGACUUCUUGUAUUGACAUUGAUCAUGUCACUCACUGUUUCUUCUUUUCUUUAUAUGUUAAACUCGGUAGGUUUAAGCCAUGAACACGGAUUGAUUCGGAUGCUAGCCUAUGUUAAUGAUGUCACUGGAAUGUUUCUCUUUUUUUCUCUUUGUGUAUGAAAUUCUAUAGGCGAAUCCACUGUUCCAACUUCCAAAUAAUUCCAAUUCAAUGCCAGUAAAUUCUAUUUCAGGUAAAACUAUUCCACAAACAAGUAAUGUGAUCAGAGUACCUCAACCACUUGAACCAAGAAGUUGUUGAUUGGUGUUAUGUUUUUUCUUUCCAGAUUAGUAGUUUGUGUAUGUGUGUGGUCGGUCAUAAUUAAGUCAUAACAACUUCUAUGAGUUUUUUUUUUUUUUU
Messenger RNA from Oldenlandia corymbosa var. corymbosa, 3247 nucleotides. NCBI's taxonomy places the organism in Eukaryota, Viridiplantae, Streptophyta, Magnoliopsida, Gentianales, Rubiaceae. The record is from the annotation of a GenBank genome assembly.